AUGAUCGAUGUGGACACGCCGCUUGAGUCAAUCACAGCCAUUGACAAAGUGUUGGAUGUGUCUGUUAUCUCAUCUGUGAUGAUCGAUGUGGACACGUCACUUGAGUCAAUCACAUCCAUUGGCAAAAUGUUGAAUAUGUCUGUUAUCUCACCUCCGACGAUCGAUGUGGACACAUCAUUUGGAUCAGUUGAGUUAAUCACAGCCAUUGACAAAGUGUUGGAUAUGUCUGUUAUCUCACCUGCGACGAUCGAUGUGGACACAUCAUUUGGAUCAGUUGAGUCAAUCACAGCCAUUGACAAAGUGGUGGAUAUGUCUGUUAUCUCACCCGUGAUGAUCGAUGUGGACACGCCACUUGAGUCAAUCACAGCCAUUGACAAAGUGUUGGAUAUGUCUGUUAUCUCACCUGCGACGAUUGAUGUGGACACAUCACUUGGAUCAGUUGAGUUAAUCACACCCAUUGGCAAAAUGUUGGAUAUGUCUGUUAUCUCACCUGCGACGAUUGAUGUGGACACAUCACUUGGAUCAGUUGAGUUAAUCACAGCCAUUGACAAAAUGUUGGAUGUGUCUGUUAUCUCACCUACGACGAUCGAUCUGGACACAUCACUUGGAUUACUUGACUCAAUCACAGCCAUUGACAAAGUGUUGGAUGUGUCUAUUAUCUCGCCUCUGACGAUCGAUGUGGACACAUCAUUUAGAUCAGUUGAGUUAAUCACAGUCAUUGACAAAGUGUUGGAUGUGUCUGUUAUCUCACCUGGGAUCUCGGUUUUCAGAGGUUGUGGAUCAACGACGGGGUGUCCUUGA
Molecule: messenger RNA, 801 nt
Organism: Didymodactylos carnosus
Lineage: Eukaryota; Metazoa; Rotifera; Eurotatoria; Philodinida; Philodinidae
Source: the annotation of a GenBank genome assembly